This is a messenger RNA of Gossypium raimondii (Peruvian cotton), 1146 nucleotides long. RefSeq names its product GTP-binding nuclear protein Ran-3. The record is from RefSeq and is a predicted model, not a curated record. The transcript is spliced from 8 exons. NCBI's taxonomy places the organism in Eukaryota, Viridiplantae, Streptophyta, Magnoliopsida, Malvales, Malvaceae. Gene Ontology annotation, molecular function: GTP binding; GTPase activity. Gene Ontology annotation, cellular component: nucleus; cytoplasm. Gene Ontology annotation, biological process: ribosomal subunit export from nucleus; protein import into nucleus. Bases 159 to 824 code for a protein of 221 amino acids.
CAUUUUAAAGCCGAGCUUAGACUCCCAAAAGCCCUCGCUCUUAUAAACCCUUUGGCUAUCGCCGUCUCCCAAAUCACGCUUCUCCGAUUCGCUCUACUUUCGCCAAACAAACGCAAGAUUUGUAGUUUCAUUUCUAUUGUAUCUCCGUCUCCGAAUCAAUGGCUUUGCCGAACCAGCAAACAGUUGAUUAUCCGAGCUUCAAGCUCGUUAUCGUCGGCGAUGGUGGAACUGGCAAAACUACCUUCGUGAAGAGGCAUCUAACUGGAGAGUUUGAAAAGAAAUACGAGCCAACCAUUGGUGUGGAGGUUCAUCCCUUGGACUUCUUCACUAACUGUGGCAAAAUCCGUUUCUACUGCUGGGAUACUGCUGGACAGGAGAAGUUCGGUGGUCUCAGAGAUGGUUACUAUAUCCAUGGGCAAUGUGCCAUAAUUAUGUUUGAUGUAACUGCCCGGUUGACAUACAAGAAUGUUCCUACAUGGCAUCGGGAUCUUUGCAGAGUGUGUGAGAAUAUUCCUAUUGUUUUAUGUGGAAACAAGGUUGAUGUAAAGAACAGGCAGGUUAAGGCAAAGCAAGUCACAUUCCACAGGAAGAAGAAUCUGCAAUACUAUGAAAUUUCGGCCAAGAGUAACUACAAUUUUGAGAAACCUUUCUUGUACCUUGCCAGGAAGCUUGCAGGUGAUCCUAAUCUCCACUUCGUGGAGUCUCCUGCACUUGCUCCUCCGGAAGUACACAUUGACUUGGCUGCACAGCAACAGCAUGAGGCUGAGCUUGCAGCGGCAGCCAGUCAGCCCCUUCCAGAUGAUGACGAUGAUGCAUUUGAAUAGAGGGGUUUCCCUUGCCAGAGAGCUAUCAACAAUUUCUGCUGCUGCUUCAUUUUCACUCCCAUUUGGAUCUGUGCUAUCAUCUUUAAAAAAAUUUUCGUAUUUAAAUAGCAAGUAGGGAGGAGUGACAGAGGAUGAAUUUGUAGUGUAGGAAUUUUCGAAUAUAAUUGUUGUUAUGGUGGAUCUUUGGUGGUGUUUUCGACUUUUGCUUAUUGAUGUCUAUGGAUUUUGCUGCCUUUAGUAAAAUCCUUGUGUGAUAGUUAAUUCUAUAUGUUUUUGAAUAUGAAAUUCUUGACAAGAAUAUUGGAUUUCCCCUUUGCUCUCA